AUGGCAUAUAGACACAGAAACCCUUUCAGGGCACAAUUUGCAAGGGAACCGGAGGGUAUUGUGCCAGAACACCCUGUACACCGCGCAUUGCCGGUGGAGGAUAGCACCAGGUCGACUAUGAGUGGCACCGACACCCCCGUCGCCCAGAGCACUUUCAACCACGCACGCUAUCUCACUUUCAACAACUGCCAUUUCACCCAAGCCUCGCCGACGUAUGUUAAAGACCAGAUGCUGAUCCGCAAGGUCAGCAUGGAGGAUUCUUCCACUGCGAAGGAAGAUGGCGUGAACAAGCCUUUGAAUGACUCAAGGAGCCUGUUGGCCUCCCCGGAGGAUAACAUAGUCUCUUCCCCUGUAGGAAUAUUGGGCGUGGUCAUUCUUGUUAGUUGUGUGACAUCCUUGAUCAUACGAAAGCUGUAG
Molecule: messenger RNA, 417 nt
Organism: Coprinopsis cinerea okayama7#130
Lineage: Eukaryota; Fungi; Basidiomycota; Agaricomycetes; Agaricales; Psathyrellaceae
Exons: 2
Coding region: 1-417 (138 amino acids)
Source: RefSeq, a predicted model, not a curated record